Messenger RNA from Malassezia pachydermatis, 954 nucleotides. RefSeq lists its product as hypothetical. Bases 1 to 954 code for a protein of 317 amino acids. Lineage: Eukaryota; Fungi; Basidiomycota; Malasseziomycetes; Malasseziales; Malasseziaceae. The transcript has 3 exons. The record is from RefSeq and is a predicted model, not a curated record.
AUGAGCGCCGUACCGAUUAUUGUGUGGUGCCAUCCACGCUCGUGCUCUACGGCAUUUGAACGCUCGUUCCUUCAGCGCAAGGACACCAAAGUGUACCAUGAGCCAUUUAGCGACCCGUUCUACUUUGGCGAAGCCCGACCUUGCAAACGGUACUCGGAGGACGAAUGCCGUGAGCACGAAGCGUACCACUCGUCGAUCGAGCAGGUAGCUAUGAAGCUGCUCGACGAUGCAAAGAACCAGGAUGGUACAUCGCAUCGCUUCCUAUUCAUCAAGGACAUGGCGCAGUUCAUUUUCCCCGCCAGCUCAUUGCACGCAUGGCACCCCACCUCGAAGGUGUUCCCUGCCACAGACGAGGCCACCACGGCAGCGCCUCCAUCGCCGAUGGAGAAUCCGACCGUACUGCCCACAGCCCUGCUCCGCCGCUUCAAACACACGUUCCUCAUGCGCACACCAGAACGUAGCGUGCCCAGCUACUACAAGUGCACCCAGAACAACGCGGCAGGCUUCAAUUUCUUUGAUCCGGCUGAAAUGGGCUUCGUCGAACUUCAACGGCUGUAUGACUGGAUGGCCAACCCAGCCUCGACGUUCCACACAGACCCCGACGACGAGCGUUUCGCAGCAUGGCCAGUCCAGACCUCCCACGGCCCUCCACCGUUGAUGGAUGCCUCGGUGCUGCUGAGCCACCCAGGCUACGUCGUGAGCUUGUACUGCGAGGCGACCCAGGUACCGUUUGACCCCUCAAUGCUCUCGUGGGACCAGGGCGCCGUCGACAUUUGGGCCAAGUGGGGAACGUACCAUGCCGCCGCAGAGCAGAGCAGUGGCUUUCAAGAGACCAAGAUGGAGACGCCGCUGGAAGAGCAGCCCAGCAUUGUGAAGGACACCAUUGCCCAAUUGAUGCCGAUCUACCAUGCUUUGCUGGAGCACUGUACCAUUCAAGCACCGCAGAAAAAGUAA